Messenger RNA from Lachancea dasiensis, 363 nucleotides. Lineage: Eukaryota; Fungi; Ascomycota; Saccharomycetes; Saccharomycetales; Saccharomycetaceae. The record is from the annotation of a GenBank genome assembly.
AUGGCCGGUGUUAAAUCUUACGUACUAAGAACCAAGUCUAAGGAGCAAUUGGAAUCCCAAUUGGUUGACUUGAAGAAGGAGUUGGCUUCUUUGAAGGUCCAAAAGUUGUCCAGACCUUCUUUGCCAAAGAUCCACACUGUCAGAAAGGACAUUGCUCGUGUCUUGACCAUCAUCAACGAAAACCAAAGACAAGCUGUCAGAGAGUUGUACAAGGGUGCCAAGUACCAGCCAAAGGACAUGAGAGCUAAGAAGACCAGAGCUUUGAGAAGAGCUUUGACCAAGUUCGAAGCUUCUCGUGUCACUCCUAAGCAAAAGAAGAAGCAAAUCGCUUUCCCACAAAGAAAGUUCGCUAUCAAGGCUUAA